Messenger RNA from Fomitiporia mediterranea MF3/22, 1890 nucleotides. Its product is annotated as P-loop containing nucleoside triphosphate hydrolase protein. The transcript has 4 exons. NCBI's taxonomy places the organism in Eukaryota, Fungi, Basidiomycota, Agaricomycetes, Hymenochaetales, Hymenochaetaceae. Gene Ontology annotation, molecular function: nucleic acid binding; ATP binding. The record is from RefSeq and is a predicted model, not a curated record. The coding region runs from base 1 to 1890 and encodes 629 amino acids.
AUGUCGGCACGGCUGCUACAUGCACUCACGAAUGCAAGCUUGAGAUCACCGCAGCAGUCUUUGCAGAGCGUUCUUGGAUUUCACUCAUCCUCUUUCGCAGCAGCAGCACCGAAGUCAAGGGGCGGACCAGUAAAAUCAUCUUCUCGAGGACGAAAGAGCCCGAAAGGCCUUCCGAGGAAACAGUUCAAAUCUACCUCAAGAACACGUCUUGUUAAGUCUCUUAAGCCGACAAAUUCCUCUGGAAAAUAUGAGGUAGCAAAAGCAGAGGUCAAAUGGGCCGAAGUUCAGGAUAAUCAAGCUGCUGAACAGAAAUCUUCAAUCGACGAGCUACUCGACAAGGAAUUCGAUCGCUCGUCAACUGGAACAGACGAGAGACUCCCAGACUCAUUCUCUUCACCUCCCUUACUCCCCGCCCUUGCACAAUCAGUAGUAGACGUCCUCGGCCAAGAUGCGAAACCAACUCCAAUUCAAGCUCUUGCGCUAAAACAUCUUUUCUCACUAUCACAACAGAGCGAACGUUGCAAGGAAUUUCUUCUUGCGUCUGAGACCGGCUCUGGAAAAUCGUUCGCCUACCUCUUGCCUCUCCUUCAGUAUCUUAAGGAGACUGAGGACUCUGUGGUGAACCCUCCAUCCCGUCUGCCUAUCAACCCACGAGCGAUCGUCAUUGCGCCGACACACGAGUUGACGAGGCAACUGUCUGUUUUCGCUAAAUCACUCGUACACCACGCAAAACUCCGUAUACUUUGCGCUUCGCGCGCGAAUGCGCCGAAUACGCAUAGUGAUCGUUCCAGGAGCGCAGGGAGCGCACGGCAGAUGAAGCAUGUCAUCGAAUCUCUCGGUCAGGAUUCUGAAGUUGAAGGUGGAGAGUUACAUGUCCAUCCACAGAUGGUUGGAAACUCGCGACCUAUUGAUGUUCUCGUGAGCACUCCUGUGAAAGCGCUCGAGAUGGUGCGAGGGUGGGGAUGGGACAAGGUCGGAACUCCAGAAUCGGAAAGGGAGGGGCGAAAGUUCAGAGCGGGAAAGCCUGAGAUGGGUCUGAAAAGAGUGGAGUGUGUCGUCGUUGACGAAGCAGAUGUUCUUUUUGAUCCCGACUUCAGAGACACAACACUCAAUCUCCUAUCCGACAUCAGCAAAGCCCGUGGCCAUCCAAUCCCUACAGACUCACAACAACAACCUCAACCAAUCAUCUACCCAUUCCACCUCAUCCUCACAUCCGCAACCAUCCCCUCCUCACUCUCCACAUACCUCACUACCCACCACCCAUCCCUCACUCGACUCGCUUCUCCACACCUCCACCGCCUACCAUCCACACUCCACACCGAACACAUAGGUUGGACAGGUGGGAACCGCUUCGCUGACAUCGAGCGGCGUUUACGUCGUGUAUGGGCUGAAGACGCGUUACGUGGUCCGGAUGCGUCGACAGGUCGCAUCACGCGUUCUCGGGUCUUGAUAUUCUGCAAUCGAUCAACUUCCGUUGACGCGCUCGGUUCACAUCUCACCGAACAUGGGAUUCCUAACGUUACUCUUACGAGUACGGGUAUCGCACGUUUACGAGGCUCAAAUCGUCAUCUCUCCGGUUUCCUAAAAGGCAGCACGACAACAAACACUUCGAAGGACGGGAACAUUAACGAUAUGGAACAAGAUAAAAACUCUCCAUACGUACUAAUCACAACCUCCCUCCUCUCACGAGGCCUCGACUUCUCUCCAUCCGUCAAACACGUAUUCAUCGUCGACUCACCACGUAACAUGAUUGACUUCCUUCAUCGAGCCGGACGUUCAGGUCGGGCAGGGCAACGCGGAAAGGUAGUCGUGUUUGGGAAGUUGAAAGGGAGGGGAAGUGGUGUUGAUAUGGCUAUGAAGGGUAAGGUGAAGGCGUUGGCGAGGAAAUGA